AUUCGAUCGACUUUUAUCGAUCUAUAUUGCGCCAUCAGCUGUUUAUUAGCCCGUUUAAUAUUUUUUUGUUUUCCGCACAAAUUUUUUUGUUUUGCAUGUUUUGUUAUGGCGAAAUGUUACUUGUGAAAUUGUUUUUUAUUGUACUAAUUAACGAGAACAGAUAAGAAAUUUUAGAUUAACAUUUUCACGCACAAGUUGUGGGGCUUAGCUACUCUUUUACGAUAAAUACAAGGACAUCGUAUAACGAAAAUAAUUAAUGCAUAAUUAUCAGGCUGCGCAGGCGUUUAACAAAUGAAUUUGAUUGCCUGAGAACAGCAAUACACUUGGAAUGUCUAGUUUUUAAUAGAUUAGUAGUAAUGGCAUCAACGGAUAACUUAUCUACCCUUUUGGAAUGGAUAAAGUUAACUCACAGUCGUUGCAUACUGAAUAGCACUUUGCCACAAUGUAUGGAAACGGAGGCAGAUGGUACCUUCGGCGAUGAAGUUGAUACUGAAGCGCACGUGUGGAAGAAUAAAACAGUAUCGUACUUAGAGAUAGGCUUGACAGUUAUUUCCAUAUUAAUGCGCGUAGUUGCUGUGUUACUCAAUGUCAAAUUGGCUGUGGACUAUUAUCAACAAGGAGAAGAAAGUUAUUGCAUUUGGACAGUCGUAUGCAUAAUAGUGCCAAUGUGUGUCACUGCGCUGAUAUAUGCUACAAUGUGUUAUCAAGAUAAAAAAUUUAAGGGCGGAUUCAAGAAGGCAACGGAAACAGCAUUACUGGUUAUAGUAUCUUCACUUUUUCUCAGACACUGGAAUACGCUCAUAUAUUCGUUAAAAUGCAAACAUGCUGAACUGCAAGGAAAUCGAGACGAACAAUCAGAUUAUUACAAACGCACUGCGAAAGAAGAAAGCGAUGUUGCUUUGAUUCGUUUAUUUGAAUGUUUCAUGGAAACUGCUCCACAAAAAAUAUUGCAAAUAUCAAUUAUACUGAUGCAAGAAAAUCAAAUCACAGCUACACAAAUACUUAGUGUGCUGCUUUAUCUUUCGAGCGUACCAUGGACGUUAUUCAGUUAUAAUCGUUGCAUACGUGCCGCGCAACCAAAUAAAAACAAGUUAAGCUAUUGGUAUAUGGCGCCUCAUCUCUGCUGGCACUUUUGUAUUUCACUUUCGCGCAUCUUAUGCAUUGCUUUUGUGGCUGUGCUCUUUCCCAUCUGGACAAUAGUUGCAUGCAUUUUGCACGCCGUCAUAUUGGGAUUCGUCACAUACAUAGUGGAACGUCCGGAAUUCUCCAGCAUUAUUUUCUUUCACAAUUUUCUCUUUUGCAUCGCACUAGGUUUCGUUUACAUAUUCAUUUACAUUCCAGUCAAGGAGGCACCAACUAGAUACAAAUAUGCAUUGUACUAUCUACUUUGUUCGAUAGAAAAUAUCAUAUGUAUACGAUUAUUCAUAUAUUAUCCACCAAAAAAUCUUUUAGAUUCUACUAGUCUUUUCUAUGCAAUUUGUAUUUCAGCUUUUGUAUUUUAUUAUGUCGGCAUUUGUUGUAUGCUCACUUACUACGUCAAUUAUCAUCCAAAUGUAAAAACAAGAAGAAACAAAAAUACCAAUGGCUAAAAAGUUGUAAAUGAGCAUUUAUAAAUACAAUUAAGUAUUAAAAUACAUUCUCAAAUAUAUUUAAGUAUAAGUAUAUAGUAAGUUGUUGGCAAAAGCUUUAUUAUGAAGUAAAUUUUUCACCAACUGAUAUUCUAUGAGCAUCUACAGGUUAAUGACAUUUUCUACAUAUACCAUAAAGGUAUACCUAGUUUUUAUAAAAUAAAAAUAUAUAUAUUUUUAUAAAUCUAAA
Bactrocera oleae (olive fruit fly) is the source of this 1818-nucleotide messenger RNA. Its product is annotated as XK-related protein 4. Lineage: Eukaryota; Metazoa; Arthropoda; Insecta; Diptera; Tephritidae. Gene Ontology annotation, cellular component: membrane. The record is from RefSeq and is a predicted model, not a curated record.